Lingula anatina is the source of this 650-nucleotide messenger RNA. Its product is annotated as LIX1-like protein. Lineage: Eukaryota; Metazoa; Brachiopoda; Lingulata; Lingulida; Lingulidae. Gene Ontology annotation, biological process: autophagosome maturation. The record is from RefSeq and is a predicted model, not a curated record. Gene Ontology annotation, cellular component: cytoplasm.
ACUUUUCCAGACUUGACAAGCUCUUGAUCAUGUCAUCAUCACGUAAUGUUCACCACUCCCACCUUAAGCCUUCCCAAGGCGGGAAGGCCAUACUGGACCUGGAUGACUUACAGGCCAUGACUGACCAUAAGGCUAAGACCGUCCUCAAGGAGGCAGUGGACGCAGUGGUCAACAGCUUCGCUAAGCACACACAUGGCUAUGGCAGAGUGAAUGUAGUAGAAGCCCUGCAGGAGUUCUGGCAGAUGAAACAGGCCAGAGGAGCAGAUCUGAAGAAUGGGGCACUAGUGGUGUAUGAAUCUCAACCCUCUGCAUCACAGCCAUACAUAUGUUUUGUUACAUUACCUGGUGGGAGCUGUUUUGGGAGUUUUCAGAACUGCCCUACUAAAGCUGAGGCUAGAAGGAGUGCAGCAAAGAUUGCUUUGAUGAAUUCAGUAUUCAAUGAACAUCCCUCUAGGAGAAUUACAGAUGACUUUGUUGAAAAGGCCAUUGGGGAAGCCAUGGCAUCCUUUAAAGGCAAGAUGGAUGAAGCAGACAACCCUGCUACAGGAAUAGGUGCCUUUAGAUUCAUGCUAGAAUCCAAUAGAGGGCGUACCAUGCUGGAGUUUCAAGAACUGAUGACUGUAUUCCAACUGCUGCACUGGAAUGGCAGC